AUGAAAUUUAUUUUCAUACUUUAUAUUUUAGGUAAAGACAAAAAUGCCAUUAGUAUUGCAAAACGGAAUAAGGUUUCAGGUUUAGUUCCUUUUGAAAAACUUUAUGUACAAACUAGACAUUUUGAAAUGUUCAUUUGGUUUGUGGAUAAGAAUGUGGCUAGUAUUGCGGUAUCUGGAAAUGGAUUAAUAAACAGUUACUUUGCGAUUGAUGACAUAAAAAGGCAUUUUGACAGUGAUGGCCGGGGUGCUCACCAACAAGUUGUGGAGAUAAAGCGGAUAAAUCCAACAUGGAUAUGUAAAUCUUGCAAUGGGAAUUCAUCAAAUAACUCAAUUGGUUGCAAUAGAUGCUUAAAGUGGUUUCAAGUGUGUCAAUGUUAA
This is a messenger RNA of Macrosiphum euphorbiae (potato aphid), 378 nucleotides long. The record is from the annotation of a GenBank genome assembly. Lineage: Eukaryota; Metazoa; Arthropoda; Insecta; Hemiptera; Aphididae.